AUGGAUGCCACACGGAGGCUACCGGAGAAAAAGCAGUCCGAGAUGCCGGUCACUUCUUCUUUUGAUACAUACGAGACGGGGGACAGAGACUCACGCAUCGUCGAGAUCGCGCCCAUCGCCGAGACCCGAUGGCAAUACCUUUGCCGUCACUUUACUACUAGGGAUGGAUGGAUUGGCAACUACGACUAUGCAUAUCUUGUCACGCCGAACAUCUGGCCAUUGAACAAAAAGUACAAGGAUUAUCAAGCCCCCUUCUAUGGAUUGAACGAUGAAGUCCCAAUCCUUCUUACUAUCAUCCUCGGCCUGCAACAUGCAUUGACUAUGAUUGGAUCGAUCGUAUCACCUCCUUUGGCAAUUGCAAGCGGUGCUUUCCACCUUGACGCAGACAAGAGCCAGUACCUCGUGUCCGCAGCCUUCAUCACCACUGGCAUCGCAACCGCUCUCCAAGUGACGCGGGUGCACUUCGCUAAAACCCCCUUCUACAUCGGUACUGGUCUUCUCUCAGUGGUUGCUCCUACUUUCGAUGUCUUGGCCAUCGCGUUCAGUUAUUCUGAUAUGCGCUAUGCGAAUGGGACGUGUCCAACAGCAUCUGAUGGUUCUAAGCUACCGUGCCCUGAUGCAUGGGGCGCAAUGCUAGGAACUAUUCUUUGUACCGUCUGGAUUCAGAUACUGCUUUCUUUUGUCCCGCCUAAGACUCUGAACCGUAUCUUCCCGAAGGUUGUCACUGGUACCCUCCUACUCCUCGUUGGCGUGUACCUUAUUUCGAGCGGCAUGGAGAACUGGGGUGGUAGCUCCAACUGUGAUGGCGGUAGUGGGUACUAUGCACUUUGCCCAAACACCGCGGCUCCUAGGCCAUUACCUUGGGGUGAUCCGAAACUGAUAGGCCUUGGCUUCAGCGUUUUUAUCACCAUUAUUUUUGUCGAACUUUUCGGCUCACCACUGAUGCGUUCCGCAUCGGUCGUCCUCGGCUUGGCCAUGGGUUGCGUAAUCUCUGGUGCAACUGGGUACUGGUCGCGAGAGAAUAUUGAUGCAGCCCCCGUUGCUACAUUCCUCUGGGUUGAGACAUUCAAAUUGUCGGUAGAUGGAGCAUUGGCGUUGCCCCUUCUAAUUAUGUUCAUUUGCGAAGCAGUCAGCUGCAUGCCUGACAUCCUUGCCACCGCAGAGAUCUCGGGGGUAGACAUUGAUGGGAUCGAAUUCAACAGUCGAAUCCAGGGCGGUAUCCUGUGCGACGGUGUGGGCAGUUUGGUCAGCGCCUUGGGUACUGGGUUGCCCAUGGUUAGCCAGGCAGGAAAUAACGGUGUCAUUUCUUUGACAGGAUGUGCGAGCCGAAGAGCAGGCUGGUGUGCGGCAGCCUUCCUAGUCCUCAUGGGCAUCUUCGGCAAAUUCGGAGCAGUCUUCGGUUCAAUGCCCCCAUCCGUCCUGGGAGGGAUGCAAGUCUUCUUAUACAGCACUAUCGUUGUCGCCGGUGUCAAGGUCCUCAGUCUAGUCGAGUUUACUCGCCGGAAUCGGUUUAUUCUAACCGCUGCCCUAGGCAUUGGAUUCAUGGACAUUGUAUCCCCAAGCUGGUUUGCCAAGAUUCUGGCUUAUGAGGGGUCAAACGUACGAUUACAGGGCUUUGAGCAGGGUAUCAAUCUCAUGGUUGAAACUCCUUUUAUCAUCUCGGCGGUUGUCGGUGUGAUUUUGAAUUUUAUUCUUCCGCAUGAUGGUAGUAAGAAGGUGGAAUUGGUGGAUGGUCGAGAUGGUCGGCCGGCUCUUCCCACCUAG
Messenger RNA from Penicillium soppii, 1764 nucleotides. RefSeq lists its product as uncharacterized. Lineage: Eukaryota; Fungi; Ascomycota; Eurotiomycetes; Eurotiales; Aspergillaceae. Gene Ontology annotation, molecular function: xanthine transmembrane transporter activity. The record is from RefSeq and is a predicted model, not a curated record. Gene Ontology annotation, biological process: xanthine transport; transmembrane transport. Bases 1 to 1764 code for a protein of 587 amino acids. Gene Ontology annotation, cellular component: fungal-type vacuole; membrane. The transcript is spliced from 4 exons.